UCCAUGGCAUCUUCUUCUGUGAGUACUUCACAGUAUUCCCCUCAAUGGAAGUACAUUGUAUUUCUAAGUUUUAGAGGUAAAGAUACCCGUCAAACAUUUACGGGCCACUUGUUUAAAGGUUUGAAUAACAGGGGAAUAUUCACUUUUCAAGAUGAUAAAAGGCUAGAGUAUGGCGAUUCGGUCCCAAAAGAACUCAUGAAAGCUAUCAAAGAGUCUAAAGUUGCCCUUGUUGUAUUCUCAAAGAAUUAUGCUACAUCGAGGUGGUGCUUAGAUGAACUAGUGAAAAUCAUGGAAUGCAAGGACAAAAAUGGACAAACAGUCAUACCAAUCUUCUAUGAUGUGGAUCCAUCACAUGUUCGAAACCAAAGGGAGAGCUUUGCAGAAGCAUUUUCCCAACACGAAUUGAAGUAUAAGGAUGAUUGUGAGGGGAUGCAGAAGGUGCAAGGGUGGAGAACUGCCCUAACUGCGGCAUCAAAUUUAAAAGGAUAUGAUAUCCGUGAUGGGAUUGAAUCUGAGAAUAUUCAGCAGAUCGUCGAUCACAUCUCCAAAUUAUACAAGAGUGCAUAUUUUUUAUUUUCUUCGCAAGCUGUGGGAAUAGAUACUCAUAUAGAGAAAGUAGAGCACCUACUUGAGAAAGAAAUGGAUGAUGUUCGGAUUGUAGGGAUCUGGGGAAUGGGCGGAAUAGGUAAAACGACAAUAGCAACAACAAUCUUUCAUAAAUAUAAUCUAUCUGGUCAAUUUGAAGCUGCUUGUAUUCUUGAUGAUGUUAAAGAAAAUGCCAAAAAGAAUAGAUUGUGCUUUUUACAAAAUAUCCUUCUUUCUGAACUAUUAGGAGAAGAAGAUAAUUACGUCAAGAGUAAGCAUGUGGGGAAAGUCAUGAUUCCGAGCAGACUUUGUUCUAAGAAGGUGUUAAUUGUGCUUGAUGACAUAGAUCAUAGUGAUCAUUUGGAGUAUUUAGCAGGUGAUCUUUGUUGGUUUGGUAAUGGAAGCAGAGUUAUUGUAACAACUAGAAAUAGAGAUCUGAUAAAGAAUGAUAAUGCAAUAUAUGAUGUGUCUACGCUACCUGAUCAUGAAGCUAUGCAAUUGUUCAAUCAACAUGCUUUCAAAAAAGAAGCUCCAAAUGAGCUUUUUAUGAAUCUCUCCUCGGAGGUAGUAAAUCAUGCUAAAGGCCUUCCUUUAGCCCUCAAGGUGUGGGGUUCUUUGUUGCAUAACAAAGGAUUAAGUCGGUGGGAAAGAACUGUCAUCAAAAUAAAGAAAACAUCUAGUUUAGAUAUAGUUGAAAAGCUCAAAAUAAGUUAUGAUGGGCUGGAGCCCGAAGAGCAAAAGAUAUUUCUAGAUCUGGCAUGUUUCUUUCGAGGAUAUACAAAAAAAGAAGUCAUACAAAUCCUUGAGAGCUGUGAUUUUGAAGUUGAGUAUGGAUUGGAUGUCCUAAUUGAUAAAUCUCUCGUGUUCAUCUCCAAGAUUGAUAGGAUUGAAAUACAUGACUUGAUGCAAGAUAUGGGUAGAUAUGUGGUGAAAUUGCAAAAAGAUUCGGGAGAACCUAGCAGACUAUGGAAUGCUGAAGAUUUCAAUGAAGUGAUGGUCAACAAUAUGGGGAGCAUGACAGAAGCAAUCUGGUUUACUUAUUUUGAACAAAUAUGCUUUAAUAAAGAGGCAAUGAAAAAUAUGAAAAGGCUUAGGAUAUUAUACAUAGCCAAUGGCAGGCUAAACCGCUCCUCCUCAUCCCACUCUCCGAUUGAUUUAAAAUACAUUACCCGCGGCUCCAUUGAGUGCUUGCCCAACAACCUGCGGUGGUUUUUUUGGAACAACUAUCCUUGGGAGUCAUUGCCAAAAAUUUUUGAACCUCAAAGGCUUGUUCAUCUCUCUCUCAGGGGGAGUUUGCUGCAUGAUCUAUGGACAAAAAGAAAGGAAUUUUUGCCGUCUCUACGCUGGCUAGAUCUCAGCUUCUCCAGUAGGCUAGUGGGAACACCAGAUUUUACGGGGAUGCCAAAUUUGGAGCGUUUGAAUCUGGAGGAAUGUAGGAGUCUUAAAAAAGUUCACCCUUCUCUGGGAAAUUGCAAAAAACUCAUUAAGUUAAGUUUGUAUCGUUGUGAAAGCCUUGAGAGGUUUCCAUGCAUUAACGUGGAGUCUCUUGAACAUCUGAAUCUAGAGGAAUGCUUUAGAUUGGAGGAAUUUCCAGAAAUCAUUGGAAGAAUGAAGUUGGAGUUAAAGAUUAAGGUGAAAUGCAUUGGGAUAAGAGAAAUACCAUCAUAUAUUAUUCAACACCAAGCACAUCUUACAGAGCUAGAUUUGUCAGACAUGGAAAAACUUGUAGCUCUUCCAAGCAACAUUGGCAUGUUGAAAGGUUUGGUGAAGCUAGAUGUCUCGUUAUGCUCAAAACUUGGAAGCUUGCCAGAAGAGAUAGGUGAUUUAGAGAACUUGGUGAAACUUGAUGCCAGCUAUACUCGAAUUUCACAACCUCCGUCUUCCAUCAUCCGCUUGAACAAUCUUAUAGUCUUGAGUUUUGAAGGACUAUGCUUAGAAGAUGGAGAGUACUUUGUGUUCCCUCGGGUGAAUGAAGGGUUACGCUCAUUGAAAAUUCUGAAUCUCAAUUUUUGCAAUAUAAUAGAUGGAGGACUUCCGGAAGACAUUGGAUGCUUAUCAUCUUUGAAAGAGCUGCAUCUCAGUGGAAAUGAUUUUGAACAUUUGCCUGGAAGCAUUGCCCAACUUGGUGCUCUUCAAACCUUGUACUUAACAUAUUGCGAAAGGAUUACACAGCUGCCAAAAUUUCCAGAGCACUUAAAUACAAUAUUUGCAGAUUGGAGCAGUGAUUUGAUCAGUAAUUCGUUGUUUCAGAAUAUCUCAUCAUUGCAGCAGCAUGACAUCUCUGCUUCAGAUUCCUUGUCACUAAAAGCACUUAUGAGUCGGGUGGAGAAUAUCCCAAGUUGGUUCCACCAUCGGGGAUUUGAUAAAAGUGUAUCAGUCAAUUUGCCUGAAAAUUGGUACGUACGUGAUAACUUCUUGGGAUUUGCUGUAUGUUACUCUGACAAAUUAAUUGACAUCACAGUUCACUUGAUUCCUUUAUGUGAUGAUGGGACCUCGGGUAUCACCCAGAAAUUUGCCUUAUCCAACCAUUCAGAAUAUAAUCCUAAGAAUUACUCCUGCUAUUUUUUUUUGGUACCACUUGCUGGCUUAUGGGAUACAUGUAAGGCAAAUGGGAAAACACCAAAUGACUAUGUGCUUAUUAGGUUAUGUUUUUCUGGAGAAAUGAAGAAGUAUGGAUUACGUUUGUUGUAUAAAGAUUAUCCUCAGAAACAUUAUGAAACUAAGCUUGAGGCCAUGUUAAAAAUGAAGAAAAAUAAUGAUGAAUCAAUGGUUGGUUGUGCAAUUGUGUUCAUCAAUGGGUGA
Solanum verrucosum is the source of this 3387-nucleotide messenger RNA. RefSeq names its product TMV resistance protein N-like. The record is from RefSeq and is a predicted model, not a curated record. The coding region runs from base 4 to 3387 and encodes 1127 amino acids. Lineage: Eukaryota; Viridiplantae; Streptophyta; Magnoliopsida; Solanales; Solanaceae. Gene Ontology annotation, biological process: signal transduction; defense response. The transcript has 5 exons. Gene Ontology annotation, molecular function: protein binding; ADP binding.